AUGACUGGGACACUUCACCCACCACCUGAGUUCUGGCGAAACGGUACCGAUAAUGACAUUGAGGGCAUGCGAAGAACGCGCUCCGGUUGGAUGCUGCAGCUUUUCGCCAUCGCUGUAGGCAUUUCACAUGGACGUACUGAAGGAGUUGAAAUGGAUGUCCUCAAGCAGAUCGUCCGGAACGAGGGUGCCCUUGCGCUAUACAAAGGGGCCACUCCACCAGCUGUGGGGUGGGCAGCUAUCGAUUCCGUCUUGCUAGGCUCGUUACACAAUUAUCGCCUAUUCCUUCUCCGCCAUGGCAUGUCAGAACCAACCCCACACUCGGGGGCCCCUAGGCUUACCAUCCUUGGCCAUGGUAUCGCCGGUCUGCUUGCUGGUGCCCUCAUUGCCACACCAAUGGAACUCUUGAAAGUCAAGUUGCAGCUCCAGUCCCAAAAAAGCGUGGUCGAUCGGCGGUUCACUGGUCCCAUUCAUUGCGCCCGUGAAAUUGCCAGAGUUCAAGGCCCCCUUGGCCUCUGGUCAGGGUUCACAGGCACUGUGGCAUCAAGGGUAAAUUUUUUCUGGAUGUUUUUAUCCUUUGAGGUGUUCAUGCGUGGGUUUGGCAAACUUGCAGGUACUCCAUUCGAAGUGAAUACCGGACUGGCCAAUUUCCUCUCUGGAGGCUUCGGGGCCUUUACAUAUUGGAUUAUGGCCAUCCCCGCUGACAAUGUGAAGAACCGUAUGAUGGCCUAUCCUUAUCCUGACGCAUAUCCCGCUUCCAACUCGACCGUUGGUCUUAAAGUCCCAUCAUUUUCACGUACAGCCCGAGAGAUAUUUCUCCACGACGGCUACGUCGGAUUUUUCCGUGGAUUGGGACCUUGUCUUUUGCGGGCCUUCCCUGUCAAUGCGUCGGCGUUAUUCGUCUAUGAAGGUCUGAUGCGGCUACUUGGUGCCGAACAGACACGACAAUAA
Coprinopsis cinerea okayama7#130 is the source of this 948-nucleotide messenger RNA. RefSeq lists its product as hypothetical. The record is from RefSeq and is a predicted model, not a curated record. The transcript has 10 exons. Gene Ontology annotation, biological process: transport. Gene Ontology annotation, molecular function: transmembrane transporter activity. NCBI's taxonomy places the organism in Eukaryota, Fungi, Basidiomycota, Agaricomycetes, Agaricales, Psathyrellaceae. Bases 1 to 948 code for a protein of 315 amino acids.